AUGGCCGACUACGAAACCCACCACCACUCAUCAAUCCCAAAAGAGACAGCUCUGCAAGCCCUAAACACCAUCAUCCAGCUUCACUUCGAGAAGACCCUCGAGAAGAAGAGGUCCAUAGACCUCCAGAAGAAGGAGCUCCACAAGCUCUUCAUCCUGUUCUUCAUCUUCCUCAGCCUCAUCUUCUUUGCCGAGGCCCAGUCCUCGAGGCUCCAAUGCCGCCACUGCUGGGUCCCAAUCGUCCUCCUCUCCCUGGCCCACCUCAUCUUCUACGUGGCAGUUGCUCAGACCCUGCGCUGCAUCAAUGGGUUCAAGUACCAGAGGCGCUGCCACAAGCUAACACUUGGGCUGGCCACUGAGAAGCUGAGGGAGAUGAAGAUGAGGCUGAGUAGCGCUAAUGGCGGUGGAGGGGACUUUGAUGGGGUUUCUGAGAAUGAGUUUGAGAUUCAUUAUCAAGAGCCUCCUGAGAGUUACUUUGGUAAGUUCAAGAGGAAUUGGGCUUUGCAUUUUGGCUUCUUGAUUGUCAUUUAUGGCUUCAUGGUGGCUUCCUCUGUUGUUCUCCUCUGUUUUUAG
This is a messenger RNA of Prunus armeniaca (apricot), 570 nucleotides long. Lineage: Eukaryota; Viridiplantae; Streptophyta; Magnoliopsida; Rosales; Rosaceae. The record is from the annotation of a GenBank genome assembly.